This is a messenger RNA of Malus domestica (apple), 671 nucleotides long. The record is from RefSeq and is a predicted model, not a curated record. Lineage: Eukaryota; Viridiplantae; Streptophyta; Magnoliopsida; Rosales; Rosaceae.
CAGAAACUGUGGUGUAAGUUCCUCCUAUGAUCCUAUCCUUCUAUAAAUUUCAUUGUCGUGUAACAAAUGGAACUCACCAAAUUCGCAACUCAACACCCAUCUCUCUAUUUCUUUCUGCUUCUUUCUCUAGUUAUAUAGUUAACCAGAUCAGAAAUGGGGGUCUUGGUUGUGAAAUUGAUCUUAAUAUACUUGCUUUUCAGUGCAGUGUUCGUUUGCUGUUGGAGCUCCCUGCAAUCGGGACUCGGAGGGAAUGCGACGGAUAGGCUGGCGCUGCUUGCCAUCAAAGCUCAAAUAAAGCAAGAUCUCCAUAAUUACAACGUGAUGAGCUCCUGGAACGAAUCCACGCACUUUUGCAUGUGGCAUGGUGUGACGUGCAGUCGACGACAUCGCCAAAGGGUCACUAACCUGGACCUGCAAUCUCAAAAUCUGGAGGUAACCAAAUUCAAGGGAGUAUUCCAUCAGAUAUUGGCAAAAGUCUUCCUAAUCUCGGAGUCUUCGACGUCGGCUCAAACCAAUUUACCGGGUCCAUUCCUCCCUCAAUAUCCAAUAUCACAAGUGUUUGGUCAUUUGAAGUUGGGCCAAACAACCUAAUCGGACAGGUACCGAAUCUCCAAAAGCUUCACAACCUCCUGUAUUUCAACAUUCAAUUUAAUAAUAUUGGAAGCGGUAAA